Messenger RNA from Paramecium octaurelia, 3024 nucleotides. The record is from the annotation of a GenBank genome assembly. Lineage: Eukaryota; Ciliophora; Oligohymenophorea; Peniculida; Parameciidae.
AUGAUUGUCACUUCAAAUAUAGUGAAUGAUCUGAACACUGCAUUCCAACUCAUUAAUAUGGGCACUAAUGACAAAAUAAGACAAGGAGAGCAACUGUUAUAACAAAUAAGAGGUGAUAUACAAUAUCCCAAAGUGUUAUUUGAUUAUUUCCAAGCUUACGAAAUAAGUCUAGGGCUUCGAGCGGCAAUCGAAUUAAAAUUAUGGUUUAAGGAAUAUCGUAAUUUUGAUGACUACUAAGCUCAAUACGUACAAACUGUAGUGUAAACCAUCAAACAACACAUAAUCAGAGCUUACAUUGUGUCUGAAGCACCAUUGAUUCAUUAAUUAAAAGAUGCAAUUGUUUAUGUAGCUUCAAGAGACUUUCCUACUUAAUGGCCUACUCUUAUGGCUGAUUUAAAUCAAUUCCUAACCCAUCCAGAUUAUGUAUACAAAACAGUGAAACUCAUAUACAAAUUGACUGAAAAAUAUGUUUAUCAAUCAAGGAGUGAUCCUCUCUAUGAAGAAAUCAUUAUAACAUGCGACACAAUUCAUCACAAUUUAUUAUUGUUGGCUAAAUCAUUGAUACAAUAAAUAGAAGCCCUUCAAAAUCUCAAAUUAUCAUAUGAAAUUCUGAAGACAUUACUAAAAGUGUUUUACAAUUUAAAUUUUUAAGUAAUUUAAAAUAAUAAUUAUCUAGGACUUGCAUCCCCAUUUCGAAGAUAAUCUCCAAUCCUGGAUGGAAUUUAUGAAGGUCGUAUUACGUCUCUAACCAGUCUAAGGAGUUGAGCAAUUCCUGUUCAAAUGUAAGGGUGAGGCCCUUAGAUGCGUUCUAUUGUAUGCAAUGAAAUAUCGCGAUGAUUUCGGAGAUCUGAUCCAAGUGUUUUCAAGUGAAAUCUGGAAUGUUUGCACUUAGACUAGCACUGGAAGAGAUAGUGACAAGGUUGCGUAAAUCAAAUAAAUUUUAGAUUGUUUUAUGUGCUCUCAGAUAUUUCAAGACCUUGAUUGCUUGGUAGGACAUGAAGGCCUUUUUUGAGUAGAACAUCAAAAUUCUAAUAGAGAGUCUAAUUAUAAGGAAUCUGUCUUUGUCCAGUAAUUAAGUCUUAAUAUUCAUUAUUAGAGGAUGAAAUCGGAAUGUUUUCAGAUGAGCCAUAAGAAUUCAUUGAGAAGUUUUUCGAAUAAAGUGACUUAGAAUCGAGAAGGGCUUAAGCUGUGGAACUCUUCAAGACAGUUACUAAACACUUUAAUCAAUAGGUCAAUCUCAUCAUUCAAGAAUAUCUGUAAUGACUUAUAUCAUAUUUAUUAAAUAGUUAGGCCUACAUUCAAUCAGGAAUGAAUGGAAUCGAUAAUGAAAUAAUUCUCAUUAAUUUAAUUAUUGAAGCCAGUACAAGUUCAUUUACUUCAAAAGAUGGAACAAUAGAUAUCAUUUUAUCACAAGAAAAUGUUCUUGGUUUUUAUACUCACUGUUUGAAGCCUAAACUUGGAUAGAUAUUUGAAAUGCAAUAGUAGAAUUAAUCAGUUGAAUCUAAGUUCACUCCUAUUUAAUUAGCAUUCUAUUGCAGGUACUUAUUCUAUUUCAGAAAUGUGAUUGAUAAAGUUGAAUUACCUACUCUUGCUACUCUAGUGUCAAAACUAUAAUUAAGCAAGAAGACUACUUUAUCAAACAUUGCUUGCUAUACAGCAUAUUCAUUAAUCAAUGUUAGAUAGGAUGUCAAAAAUUAUGCUAAUCAUUAAUUAUACUUUGAGAAUGUCAACAUUUCCCAAUAUUUGCAAUUGAUUCUGACUGAUUGCUAUAACAAUAUUAAAUAAUAAUAGAAAUUAGAAACAUAUAGUUUGAAACUUGCUAAUUCACUGAUUACUUUAUUGAAGUCAGAGAUUUUCAAUGCAAUUGCUGCAUUAUGCAAUUUACUCUAAGAUCUACUGAAGAACAUCAAGUUGGAAUAUGAAUUUUAGAAUGUUCAUUUGGUGUUUGAGAUAAUAGCAAGUGUGGUUGAUGUGUGUAUUACAGCCAAGAAUUCUGAAGCUGCCAAUUAAUUACAAUAAAGUAUUUUGAAUCAAUUAGAUGAAUUGCUCAGAGAAAACAAGGGAGAUGUAACCAAUUUUGUCUUACAAAUUUAUUCACUCUUCUUGUAGGUCCAAACUAAUGCAUCAUCCUAUUAUCAAAAUCUAUUACAGAACUUCCUUGAAAUUUAAAAUUGGAAUGAGUCUAACUCUUCCUUGUUUCAAGCAUAUAUCAUAUUCUUUUAAUUUGGAUUCUAAGGAACUAAUUUACCAACACCUUAAUUAUAAGCAAUUCUAAAAUCGAUUGUAGCUCACAGUACACCAUCGUACACUGAACUAUCUAAAUUCCUUAUUAAAUCUAAUUCAUAAUGGACAAAUAUAGUUUUAACUAUCAUUUUUGAGUAAUACCAAAUUCAAUAGCAAACCUAACCGUAAAUAUCUUCAAAAUCAAAGGCAACCCAUUUGAGUUAAAGAUUGAUCAAUAAAGAAGUAUUUCUACUAUUAGCUCAUGUCUUUACAUCUUAUGGAGUAGAAGUGCUUGUCAACGAAUGCUCUAAGAUAUCUCCUCAAUUACUCGAGAGCUUUUUAAUAAAUGAGUUAGGCAUUAUAAAAUCUAUUUCUUAAAGGAAUGAGAGAAAAUUAAUAUUCACUAUGUUAAUUGCUAUAUUGUUUUCUGGAUCGUAUAUUAUUCAUAUUUAUACUUUAGAUUCUUGACUUAAUAAUCAUGGAAUCUUGUCUUCUAGGCAAUGGUUGAAAACAUCACACUCAAAAAAAGAAAUCCACUUAAAUUUAUGGGAAGAGUAACUGAUAGAGAAGUGACAUCAAGUUCUGGAUUCCAACCUUUGAAACCUGUUAUUGCUAGGAAUGUAAUAUUACAUAUUAAAAUAAAAGACUACUGAUAAAAUACUGAAUGAUGAAGAUAAAUUGUUUAGUGCCUAAUUCAAAACCUAUUAUAGCAAUCCGAUUGUCUAAUAGUAAUUGCCAAUUCAAUAAUUAUUAAAUCAAUAACAAUAAGAGUUAUUAAGUAGUUUAAUACAAUCUGUUUGA